Messenger RNA from Oncorhynchus nerka (sockeye salmon), 1186 nucleotides. Its product is annotated as GTPase IMAP family member 9-like. Lineage: Eukaryota; Metazoa; Chordata; Actinopteri; Salmoniformes; Salmonidae. Gene Ontology annotation, molecular function: GTP binding. Bases 47 to 997 code for a protein of 316 amino acids. The transcript is spliced from 2 exons. The record is from RefSeq and is a predicted model, not a curated record.
CUGGAUUGCUCUGGUUGGGAACGCUAGACCUGGUAAGAGCUUGACGAUGUCCCAAAACCCAAACAUGACUGAGACACGGAUUGUGCUGCUGGGGAAGACUGGUGCUGGGAAGAGUGCAGCAGGAAACACCAUCCUGGGGAAAAGAGUAUUCAAAUCACAAUUCAAUUUCAACUCUGUGACUAAAGAUUGUGAUAAGAAAAGAGAGAUGGUGUGUGGGCAAAGUCUGGCUGUUAUCGACACCCCAGGGCUGUUUGACACCAAGUUUACACAGGAGGAAGCCAUAGAAAAGAUCACAACGUGCAUCAACCUCUCUUCUCCUGGUCCCCAUGUGUUCCUGAUUGUGAUCAAGCUGGGAAGAUUCACUGACGAGGAGCAGAAAACUGUGAAUAUGAUUCAGAAACUCUUCGGUGACGAAGCAUCAAAAUACACCAUGGUUCUCUUCACACAUGGAGACAAACUUCAGGGUGUAACAAUUGAAGAAUUUCUGUCUGAAAAUCCAAAUCUAGUAAGUUUAGUUGAGCAAUGUAAAGGGGGAUAUCAUGUUUUCAACAACAAAGAUAAGAAUCGCUCCCAGGUCACUGAGCUGCUUGAGAAGAUAAACAAGAUGGUGAAGAUGAAUGGAGGAAGCCACUACACCACUGAGAUGUUCCAGCAGGCUGAGAGAGUGAUUGAAGAGGAGAAGAACAGAAUCCUCAGAGAGAAUGAAGAGAAGAUACACAGAGAGGAGGAGAAACUGAAAAAAACACUUGAAGGUGAGGCUUUGGAGAAAGCAAGAAUGGAGCUGAGGGAAAAACAUGAAAGAGAGGCUCGAGAGAAAGCUGAAAGAAUUAACACAGCUGGGCAUUAUCUCAUUGUUGCAGGUACCGUUGCUACAAGUGGAGCUGCUAUUGGAGCUACUAUUGCAGGACCACUUGGUGCAGCAGUGGGUGCAAUAGUAGGAGGUGUAGCAGGAGCAAUAGAGGUGUUUUUAGAAACCAAUGUUUGCUGUAUACAAUAAAAAAGUAUUUCUUUGACCUGACUGCUAAGUAAUUCAACAAUAUAACUGUUUUUGCAUGUUUUAUAAUCAUAUUAGUAUCCUAGCAAUAGUGAUGAUCGUGUUAUGGGUUAGAUAGAAUGAUCUAUGUGAAGUGGUAUUGGCCAGAGGGAAGUAAACAAAGGUCUGUCAAUAAGGUUGGGAUAGAUCAUC